AUGGCGGGCAACAACAGUUCCUGUUACAUGGCUUACACCGCCACCAAAUAUUUUAAAAUCCCUGUGUACUGCCUGGUGGUGGCUGCUGGCUUGCCUCUGAAUUGCCUGGCACUCUGGGCCUUAAUAUCUCAGAUGAAGAGAUCUGUCAUCCUCUCCGUCUAUGUCCUGAAUCUGAUCUUGGCCAACCUCUUGCAGAUCUCGAUGCUCCCCUUUUGGAUCUACUUCAGUUACAACGAUCACUACUGGGCCCUGGGGGCGGCAGCAUGCCUGGUUGUCCGACUGGCCUUCCGCACCAACUUCUAUGCCAAGAACAACUUCCUGUGCCUCAUCGCCAUGGAACGCUACUUCGGUCUCAUCCAUCCUUUCACUUUCCACAGACUGCAGACCAUGCACGGCGCUAUUAGGCUGAGCGUUGCUACGUGGCUUGCGGUGGCUGUUUUGUGUGUCGUUGGCAUCCUGCUGGAGACUGAUGUGUCAGGGAAUUGGCACAAGAGCUGCCUGGACGGCUCCUGCGUGCAAAAAGACUACGCACACUUCAAGUUGGCAACCAUGAGCCUGUCCUUCUUUCUGCCUUGUGUUCUAAUGGGGUUCUUCUACUUUAGGGUUUUGUUUGAGCUUCGAAAGGUGGAAUCUCUGGAGAAGCGAGUCAAAAAGCAAAUCUAUGGUUUCAUCUCCCUCAUCAUCGCCUCCUUCUUCCUCACCUGCGUCCCUUAUCAGGUGACUUCCUAUUAUAAGUACUUCUGGGAAUUGAGACUAAAGGAUGAAGAGAUGUGUGCGUUUGAGAGCUAUAUUUUCGAUUACACAAACACAACUUUAUGUCUGACCACCUUGGGCAACAUCUCGGAUCCUCUUCUUUACAUCCUGCUUCUCAAAGAGGUUCGGGAAGACCUCAGAGGUCUCUUCCGGAUCAAGGAUCACAAGGCAGGAAUCUCGUACAUGUUGGAAGGGCGAAAUCUCCCUCCACAUACAGCCACUGAAGGGGCAUGUGACCACCUUGGGACACAAUAA
Molecule: messenger RNA, 1008 nt
Organism: Eublepharis macularius
Lineage: Eukaryota; Metazoa; Chordata; Lepidosauria; Squamata; Eublepharidae
Product: ovarian cancer G-protein coupled receptor 1-like
Exons: 1
Coding region: 1-1008 (335 amino acids)
Biological process (GO): G protein-coupled receptor signaling pathway
Cellular component (GO): membrane
Molecular function (GO): G protein-coupled receptor activity
Source: RefSeq, a predicted model, not a curated record